UUCAUCUGUUUUAGCCAGUGCCCACUAGAGCUAGGUGUUCAUGAACAUCUGGCUCUGUGUUAAGUUUAUUCAUUAGAAGUAGCAUCACACAACUUUCACAAAGAGACAAGAAAGUCUCGUUUUUCAUAGCUCCCUUUAUCCUGUGUGUCCUCUGCAGCAGCACGUCGAAUUCACGUCCUUUCCCCUAGAGGUGAUGCUCUUUCACGUCCAAACGCGGAAGAGCUGAAAAGUGAAGCAGUGGAUUCAGAAGAGAGCAUUGCAACCGUCUGGAUGCCUUUCCCCUCGGCCGCUGAGGCUGCGCUCCCUGCCCGCCCGGGGAAAGGCAACGGGGCGUGUGGGGCCGGCUCGAAGCCCCAGCCUGGUCCCGCAUUGGUUCCCGAAGUUCCCGCGUCAUUUUCUCCCCACACCCCGCUUGGCACUGGCAAUCACAAGUCUCAAUGGAGGGGCGGGAGAGAGCUGUGGAGCGCUGAGAGGGUUCCUCCAGCCCCCCGGAUCACCACCAGGGAUGUCCGGGACUCAGCCCGAGGAUGCUUCGCCUCCGUGCAGGAACUGGACGUCCUCUCCAGAGCUGAAUGAAACGCGGGAGCCCUUUUUAGCCCCAUCCGCCGAUUACGACGAUGAGGAGUUCCUGCGCUACCUCUGGAAGGAGUAUUUGCAUCCUAAGGAAUACGAAUGGGCGCUAAUAGCCGGAUACAUCGUCGUGUUCAUCGUGGCUCUCGUCGGGAACGUGCUAGUUUGUAUUGCAGUGUGGAAGAAUCAUCACAUGCGAACAGUCACCAACUAUUUCAUAGUGAAUCUAUCUCUGGCUGACAUUCUGGUCACAAUUACUUGUCUUCCAGCAACUUUAGUGGUGGACAUCACAGAAACUUGGUUCUUUGGGCAGCAUCUCUGCAAAGCAAUUCCCUACUUACAGACAGUUUCAGUCUCUGUGUCUGUGCUAACACUUAGCUGCAUUGCUUUGGAUCGAUGGUAUGCAAUUUGUCACCCUUUGAUGUUUAAAAGCACAGCCAAGCGUGCAAGGAACAGCAUUAUAAUUAUCUGGAUUGUGUCCUGCAUCAUAAUGAUUCCUCAGGCUAUUGUUAUGGAGUGCAGCAGCGUGUUCCCAGGAUUAGCCAAUAAAACCACCUUGUUCACAGUAUGUGAUGAACACUGGGGAGCUGAGGUUUACCCCAAAAUGUAUCACACGUGCUUUUUCCUGGUGACAUACAUGGCACCACUUUGUCUUAUGGUGUUGGCCUAUUUGCAAAUAUUUCGAAAGCUGUGGUGUCGCCAGAUCCCCGGAACUUCUUCUGUUGUUCAGAAAAAAUGGAAGUCUCUGCAGUCAUCAUCACAGCAACGAGGGCUGGGACAGUCAACAAAGUCAAAGAUCAGUGCUGUGGCAGCUGAAAUAAAACAGAUUCGUGCAAGAAGGAAAACAGCACGUAUGCUAAUGGUUGUCCUUCUGGUUUUUGCACUUUGCUAUCUGCCAAUUAGCAUCCUCAAUAUCUUGAAAAGGGUUUUUGGGAUGUUUAAUCAUGCUGAUGACAGAGAAACCGUAUAUGCCUGGUUCACAUUCUCACACUGGCUUGUAUAUGCAAACAGUGCGGCCAAUCCUAUUAUUUAUAACUUCCUCAGUGGGAAGUUUAGAGAAGAAUUUAAAGCAGCGUUUUCAUGUUGCAUCUUUGGUAUUCACAGUCAUCAUGAUGAACGGCUUACAAGAGGUCGUGCCAGUACAGAGAGUCGGAAAUCUUUGACCACCCAGAUCAGCAAUUUUGACAAUGCUUCAAAGCAUUCAGAACAUGUUGUACUAACCAACAUAAACACACUUACUACAAAUGGUAUUACAGGUGCACUGAGCCCUUUGAAGUCAAUGGAACUGCAUCUCCACAUACCAGGGGUGAAUAUGUCUUCAAAUUUAGAUGAAGCAGUGAGAAUUUCCGCAGGAUGCACUGACAAUGCAGAGAAUGCAGAAUGGGAUAAAUUUGUCCCUAAUGUAACUAAACUUACCUCAAUGGAAUUACAACAAGGAUGACUUUGGCUCAAUACAGCUGAGAAUGGCAUUUGUUUUUAGCUGUGUUACAGACUAGAACAGAUGGACAAAAGGAUUCCUGCAAAACGACUGCCUCUUCUACUUCUUCUCAGUCUUAUGGAAACCUACUUACCUCAGUAUGAGCUAAAAAACACAUCUUUACAAGUCUUUUUAAAGAGUGGAUUGUAUCAUACUUUGUAAAUACUGUAGAUAUUUAUUUUUAUAUAUUUUAGAUUCUGUGGAAUGUUCUAAAACAUUGUACCAUAUAAAGAACUCUACAUAUUUGAAAGAAGUCUCAAACAUUUAUUUAUAUCUUGUUUCUAUUAAUGAAUGACUUAUUUACAAAGAAUACUUACUUAUGCACUAGUGGUAUCCUGGAAUUACUUUGCACUUCUUUUUCUGCUUCUUCACUUGUGGUAAAUUCUGUAUUAAGGAAUUUUCACUUCAGAUUGAUUUUAGGAGAUUCCAGACUACUUUUCUAAGCACAGACAUGCUUCUGAGACAUUAAUUCAAAGUGCUGAAAGUCAUGCUACUUUAAAAAAUAAUUACAUUAAAUAGCUGGUCUCUUUUUCUUCAGAUGAGUACCUCAAAAGGUAACUACUCAAAUAAAACUUGCAUGAUGUUCAAAGGUGCUAUUCCUACUCAGGCCGCUAGGAAUAACAAGUAUCAGCACUUCUGAAGAACUGGAUGUUUUAACUUUGGUAACUCAUUUUAGUCCACAAUGUCUGCAUGUGCAGCUCCAGAAGAUCUCUGAAGACCCUUAAGAUGGAAAACACUGGUUAUUUUGCUUGCUCUCACAGUUUCUCUCUCAACUGCCAUUUAAUACCAAUGAUACAAACACUUAAUAAUUUUAUGUGCCAAGAAAAUGUCGAUUUUUGAACAACUGAAAUAAAGUAUUUCUUUCUGGAAAA
Messenger RNA from Coturnix japonica (Japanese quail), 2919 nucleotides. It is a transcript of the gene HCRTR2, whose product is annotated as hypocretin receptor 2. Gene Ontology annotation, cellular component: plasma membrane. Lineage: Eukaryota; Metazoa; Chordata; Aves; Galliformes; Phasianidae. Gene Ontology annotation, molecular function: orexin receptor activity. Gene Ontology annotation, biological process: G protein-coupled receptor signaling pathway; feeding behavior; circadian sleep/wake cycle process. The record is from RefSeq and is a predicted model, not a curated record.